CUCAAAGACAAUGGUUCACCAUCAUUGCGGUAGCCAAAAGCUGCUGAAGAAAGCCUUGUUUUGACUGUUCUUAACACCAAAACAAAUGACGAGGUUGUUGCAAAGCAUUGUCUCUGAAUUUAUAAGGUCUUCUACAUGCCACAUCUUUAGCAAACUAAAAUUCUUCAGCGUACCAUCUCAGCGCUUAAAAUCCCAGCUAUGAAUUCGCCAGAAAAAUUUAUCUCUAACUCAAGCAGAAGACGAUGUGCUAAAGGAGGUGAGUUAACAGAUGACUUAAGUAAUACCGACGGUACUGACAGUCAGUCCCCUAGCCAGACCUCUAGCCCUUCAGUCCAAACAAGUUCGGGUUCACCCCAACCCGGCCAAAACAUUGAGGCUCUUGGUCCAGGAGACGUAUUUCACGCAGCUCAAGCUCUUCGCAGACAGUUCCCAGACGAAGAGCCACCUGAGUUUAGAAGCAGAGCAGGAUCACUCAGUUCGCUCCCCAGCUACACAGAUGAUGAGCGCCCGCCUUAUCCUCACGAUCACCAGGUCAACGACGAUUGGAUAGUAUUGAUGAUGUGGCUGAUAAGUGAUUGGCGUGAAUCGGCAAUAGCCCGACGCAUGCCCCCCAUUCAACCCGGCGACGACGUGGCAAUGAUCCGACGUCGAGCCGAAGUUGAAGUAGAUAAUUGGUUCGAGAUCGAAGGAAUUGUGCGACCAAGACAGCAGGCACGAGUUGAGCUGGCUGGUUACAACGGCGAGUGGACACAGUGGCUCGGCUCAGUCCGCCGUCUGAAUCAGCUCCAUCGACGUCGUAGAGAAAACGGACACCAGGAGACGGAAGAGGAGAGCGAGGGCGAAGUAGACUUGGAUUUCAGAAUCGCGUUCGGCCGUCGCCCACCUGGACUCCUCGCAACUGCCCCAGUGCGUGCGGAGACCGAAGUCUGGGAGAAAUGGCUAGAGUCGGAAGAGCGCUGGCCCUACGGGGUUUUUCAUGCAGACAACGUCUGUAAAUUGUCUGCAUUUUGUCUGCAUUCCUAGUAGUAGUAAAAUAUAGUAAAAUGAAGACAAAAUUCAGACAAUGUCUGCUACAAUUUCAUCAAAAAAAUGCAGACAAAUUAGCGUGUGUCAGGGUACGAGAGUUUAGGUACCUCAGACUUUUCAUGUUUCGAUAUAAAGUUAAACACAGACCUUUUACUACUUACCUCCGGAACACUCGGAAGGGAGAC
Messenger RNA from Cadophora gregata, 1211 nucleotides. RefSeq lists its product as uncharacterized. The record is from RefSeq and is a predicted model, not a curated record. Lineage: Eukaryota; Fungi; Ascomycota; Leotiomycetes; Helotiales; Ploettnerulaceae. The coding region runs from base 199 to 1023 and encodes 274 amino acids. The transcript has a single exon.